ACACCCCAGCCUUCCCAGGAGCUGGUACAUCGGUCUGACUCACAUAUGCCGUGCUGUCAGGUAAUACGUCGAUUUACUUUUGUGAUUCUGUAUAUUUCUUUUUUCCAGAGAAGAACAACUUAAAGAAUCGAGAUGUUGAUCCACUUGAGGAUAUUUGGAAUGCAUCCUCGGAAAAUACCCAGUCUGCACUCUAAGAAUGUAUGCUCCUGUAAAGUAAGAGCACUUAUAAGGAGAUUAAAACCACCGGUGCCUCUUGGAAGAAAUUACAGCUCCCCACCAGGCUUAAUAGGAAAUGAUAUCAAAUCCCUCCAUUCCAUCAUCAAUCCUCCCAUAGCUAAAAUCCGUAAUAUUGGCAUUAUGGCUCAUAUUGAUGCAGGCAAAACUACCACGACAGAAAGAAUAUUGUACUAUUCUGGAUACACAAGAUCACUAGGAGAUGUUGAUGAUGGAGACACAGUGACAGAUUUCAUGGCUCAAGAGCGUGAAAGAGGCAUUACUAUUCAAUCAGCUGCUGUUACAUUUGAUUGGAAGGGGUAUAGAGUCAAUCUGAUUGACACACCAGGUCAUGUGGACUUUACCUUGGAGGUUGAACGCUGUCUAAGAGUGUUGGAUGGUGCGGUAGCUGUGUUUGAUGCCUCUGCUGGUGUAGAGGCUCAAACUCUCACAGUAUGGAGGCAAGCUGAUAAGCACAAGAUACCUCGAAUCUGUUUUUUAAACAAGAUGGACAAAACUGGAGCAAGUUUUAGCUAUGCAGUCGAAAGCAUCAAAGAGAAGCUAAAGGCAAAGCCUUUGCUUUUACAGUUGCCAGUUGGUGAAGCCAGAACUUUCAAAGGAGUGGUGGAUGUCGUAAGUAAAGAAAAACUACUGUGGACUCUCAACUCAGAUGACGGAAAAGACUUUGAGAGGAAACCCCUGUUGGAAACGAGUGAUCCUGAAUUGCUGAAGGAGACAUCUGAAGCAAGGAAUGCCUUAAUUGAACAAGUUGCAGAUUUGGAUGAUGAGUUUGCUGGCUUGGUUUUAGGAGAAUUUAGUGAAAAUUUUGAUUUGCUACCAGCUGAAAAGCUACAGGCUGCAAUACACAGAGUAACACUGGCCCAGACAGCAGUGCCUGUGCUUUGUGGAAGUGCCCUAAAAAACAAAGGUGUACAGCCCUUGUUAGAUGCUAUUACCAUGUACUUACCUUCACCUGAAGAGCGCAACUAUGAAUUUCUACAGUGGUACAAGGGUGACCUGUGUGCACUGGCGUUUAAAGUUCUCCAUGACAAGCAGCGAGGACCACUGGUUUUUAUGCGCAUUUACUCAGGCACAAUAAAACCCCAGUCAGCCAUCCAUAAUAUUAAUGGAAACUGCACGGAAAGAAUAAGUCGUUUGCUUUUGCCAUUUGCUGACCAACAGAUAGAAAUCCCUUCACUGACUGCUGGUAACAUUGCUUUGACUGUUGGGCUUAAACAUACUGCCACUGGAGACACCAUUGUCUCAUCCAAGUCCAGCGCAUUAGCUGCAGCUCGCAGAGCCGAAAGGGAGGGAGAAAAGCACAGACAAAACAGUGAGGCAGAGAGACUUUUCCUGGCUGGAGUGGAGGUUCCAGAUCCUGUUUUCUUCUGUACCAUAGAACCCCCAUCAGUGGCUAAGCAGCCAGGUAUAAACAGUCUUGGCAUAGCAACUAAUUAGUGAUCUGAUAAUUUAUGUAAAAUAGUUACACUACACCCUCAAAAGUUUCUUAAGUGAUUGAGUUAAAUUUUAAUCUGAAUUUAUUGGUAAGCAUU
Messenger RNA from Carlito syrichta (Philippine tarsier), 1766 nucleotides. RefSeq names its product G elongation factor mitochondrial 2 (gene GFM2). Gene Ontology annotation, molecular function: GTP binding; GTPase activity. Bases 133 to 1671 code for a protein of 512 amino acids. The transcript is spliced from 14 exons. The record is from RefSeq and is a predicted model, not a curated record. Gene Ontology annotation, cellular component: mitochondrion. NCBI's taxonomy places the organism in Eukaryota, Metazoa, Chordata, Mammalia, Primates, Tarsiidae. Gene Ontology annotation, biological process: mitochondrial translation; ribosome disassembly.